This is a messenger RNA of Varroa destructor (honeybee mite), 2552 nucleotides long. It is a transcript of the gene Trm1, whose product is annotated as tRNA methyltransferase 1. Gene Ontology annotation, biological process: tRNA N2-guanine methylation. Gene Ontology annotation, cellular component: nucleus. The record is from RefSeq and is a predicted model, not a curated record. Gene Ontology annotation, molecular function: tRNA (guanine) methyltransferase activity; RNA binding. NCBI's taxonomy places the organism in Eukaryota, Metazoa, Arthropoda, Arachnida, Mesostigmata, Varroidae.
CCCUUCGACAAAAUUGUGCGUGUUGGAAACCGCUAUAGAUGAAACAGUUUAAACGAUAUAGAAGUUCAUGGAUGAUCGUAGUUUGUGCGAGUGCUACAUUUUGAUUCCUGUUGCUGAGCAGCCCUCUGCUGAUCGUUGAACGAUAAACGACACAGAAUUUCUGCUUGAGACAUUUAGAGGCAGAUGGUAUUAACCGACAGAUUCCCAUGUCGUCACGUAAAGUUUUUGUGUUCGAAACUUCUCUCAAAAAGGGGCUGCACUUUAGCGCAACUUAAUGGGAAUUACCAAGUGUUCGAUUAUUAUUGCAGAAAUUUUGUGACUUGGGCUAGAACAGGAGAUCGUCCGAAGAUUCGCCUGACACUUUCAAGUUACAUUUUGGCCAGGAACACCGUGACCAAAUCCAACGUGAUGGCUCGCGGUAAACUUCGAGUAAUCGAACUGUCGGCUGGUGUUGAAGGUCUCGAACUAACAGAGGGAGCAGCUAAGGUGCACCUUAAAAAAGACCAAGGAGUAUUCUACAAUCCAGUGCAGUGUUUUAAUAGAGAUAUCAGUACUGCUGUUAUUAACGAAUAUCUUCGCGAGCGAAAGGAGUUCAUUAUUCAAAAUAAAAAAUCGUGGGAGCAGCGGGCUACGAUACUUGAAGCACUUGCAGCUUCUGGAUUGCGUUCUAUUCGUUACGCGCUCGAACUGGACGAUGAGUUCAUCAAGGAAAUUGUGGCCAAUGACAUUUCAAAGAACGCCAUCGAGUCUAUACGAAUGAACGCGCAACUAAAUGGCUUGGGUAACAAGAUUCGUCCUAACAUGGGUGAUGCUGUUCUUUAUAUGUAUCAAUGCAAAUCAGAAGGUCGGUACUUUGAUGUCGUUGAUUUAGAUCCUUACGGCUGCGCAGCCAAGUUUCUAGACCCGGCAGUUCAAGCUGUGCAGAAUGGUGGCCUUCUUUGUGUGACAGCUACCGACAUGGCCAUCUUAUGCGGGAACACUCCUGAAACAUGUCGUGCAAAGUAUGGAUCCGUUUCUCUUCGAGGGAAAUUCUGCCACGAGAUGGCUUUGCGAAUUCUUCUAUGCAGUAUUGAAAGUGCCGCUAAUCGCCAUGGAAGAUUCAUCACACCACUUGUCUCUAUUUCAGUCGACUUCUAUAUUCGAGUAUUUGUGAAGGUAGAAGCGUCUGCUCAAAAGGUAAAACUCUCAACGUCGAAGCUUGCUAUCGUAUACUGCUGUAACGGCUGCGAGAAUUUUCAUUUCCAGCCGAUGGGAACUCAAGUUACAGUGGAACAGAAGACCCACUUUAAAAACUCUCGAGGCCCACCUGUAGGUCCUAUUUGUGACAACUGUGGAGGCACUUUUACUAUGGGAGGUCCCAUUUGGACUAAUCCGAUUCACAGCAGAGAUUUCGUAUUGAGACUGCAGCAAAGCCUUCGCUCAUAUACCCAACUCGAAGUUACAGACCUACCUGACUUCGAAGCCCAACGGAGGUCACUUGAGAGUCGGGAACAAGCAUCUGAAAUUGAUAAGCUUUCAGUUGUCACUGCGGAAAACAGCAAUAAUAAUAACAAUAAUAGUAAUAUCAGCAAUAACCAGGAUGAUUGCAAUCGCGGAGUUCAGAAGAUCGGACGGACUACGGUCGAACGAGGAAGAUUUCAGACGCUACGACGAAUGCAAGGCAUCGUCAAUGUCAUUUCAGAGGAGCUACUUGAUGUGCCGUUACAUUAUACUCAAGAAAAGUUGUCACAGGUCCUCCGUUCAGACACCGUGCCCAUGAUCAAGCUUCGAUCCGCAAUUAUGAACGCCGGUUACAGAGUUAGUUCGUCACACACAAAUCGAACGUCUGUGAAGACCGAUGCUCCUUCCUACGUCAUUUGGGACAUAAUGCGGCAUUGGGUCAAAUCGAGGAAGAUUGUAAAGUCAGCCGAAUUGGCAACACGUCAAAUCAUUUUAUCGCAUAGCAUUAAGACGAGCGUAAAUUUCAACGAAAGGCAAGACGCAAUUGCGCCAUCUAUGAAGGACAAGUCUCUUAGGUAUCAGAAUAACCCUGAGAGAAACUGGGGUCCGAAAGCUCGAGCUACGGCUACCGAUGAAAUUGAGGAGAAACGAAAAAGGCUUCAGGGCAAAAAAAAACGUCACCGGACGAAUGCUAAUAACAGUGACGCCAAUCAGCAAAACAACGUCAAUGAACCUAGGGAAGACAAGAACGAUAAAGAAAGUCAAGGCAGUAGUAGCGUUGAACCCAGCGGUCAUAGUGAAGUAUCAACGGACCUGGACGCGCAGCAUUUAACAGAGCCUACGGCCAAGAAGAUUAAGCCAGAGAGUACAACGCACGCACCUGCAUGAGUAGUGCAGGAUGAUAUACAGAAGAUUGCCUCAAUCAUCGUGCAACCAUUAUUUGUUCUCAGUCAGGAUGAAGAUUAGCCUCAACUGAAGAAGCCUGACAGCUGAAUGGAAUGCGUGUUCCCGUAUCUACUACGGAUACAUGCACGACCUGAUGAAUUGUACAAGUCGUUAUUAUAAAUCAAUUGCGCUUUUUGUAUUUAUAUUGAUGCCAAAUAAACGCAAAA